Molecule: messenger RNA, 669 nt
Organism: Salvelinus namaycush (lake trout)
Lineage: Eukaryota; Metazoa; Chordata; Actinopteri; Salmoniformes; Salmonidae
Product: keratin-associated protein 4-6-like
Exons: 1
Coding region: 1-669 (222 amino acids)
Source: RefSeq, a predicted model, not a curated record
AUGUGUGCUGCAGAAGGCUGUGUGCUGCAGAGGGCUGUGUGCUGCAGAAGGCUGUGUGCUGCAGAGGGCUGUGUGCUGCAGAGGGCUGUGUGCUGCAGAGGGCUGUGUGCUGCAGAGGGCUGUGUGCUACAGAGGGCUGUGUGCUGCAGAGGGCUGUGUGCUACAGAGGGCUGUGUGCUACAGAGGGCUGUGUGCUGCAGAGGGCUGUGUGCUGCAGAGGGCUGUGUGCUGCAGAGGGCUGUGUGCUACAGAGGGCUGUGUGCUGCAGAGGGCUGUGUGCUGCAGAGGGCUGUGUGCUGCAGAGGGCUGUGUGUGCUGCAGAGGGCUGUGUGCUGCAGAGGGCUGUGUGCUGCAGAGGGCUGUGUGCUGCAGAGGGCUGUGUGUGCUGCAGAGGGCUGUGUGCUGCAGAGGGCUGUGUGUGCUGCAGAGGGCUGUGUGCUGCAGAGGGCUGUGUGCUGCAGAGGGCUGUGUGCUGCAGAGGGAUGUGUGCUGCAGAGGGCUGUGUGCUGCAGAGGGCUGUGUGCUGCAGAGGGCUGUGUGCUGCAGAGGGAUGUGUGCUGCAGAGGGGUGUGUGCUACAGAGGGCUGUGUGCUGCAGAGGGCUGUGUGCUACAGAGGGCUGUGUGUGGCUGUAGGACUACAGCAGUGGUUGGAACAGAGAGAUGGCUAG